AUGGCCGGCCGAGAGCAUAUGGUUCGCAACGAGAUCGCCGUUCUCAAAAGAGUAUCUGUCGGUCAUCGCAACAUUCUGACCCUCGUCGAUUACUUUGAGACCAUGAACAACCUAUACCUCGUCACAGAUCUUGCUUUGGGCGGAGAACUCUUCGAUCGGAUUUGUCGCAAAGGUUCAUACUACGAAUCUGAUGCCGCUGAUCUAAUUCGUGCAACGCUAUCUGCAGUCGCCUACCUCCACGAUCAUGGAAUAGUUCAUCGGGACCUGAAGCCAGAGAAUCUCCUAUUCCGAACCCCUGAGGAUAAUGCAGAUCUACUCAUCGCCGAUUUUGGCCUGUCGAGAAUUAUGGAUGAGGAGCAAUUCCAUGUCCUGACUACAACUUGCGGUACCCCUGGUUAUAUGGCCCCAGAAAUCUUCAAAAAGUCUGGCCACGGGAAGCCAGUUGACAUAUGGGCUAUCGGCGUGAUUACUUAUUUUCUUCUCUGCGGCUAUACCCCUUUCGAUCGGGAUUCCAAUCUGGAAGAAAUGCAAGCAAUUUUGGCAGCCGAUUAUUCUUUCACUCCCGUUGAGUAUUGGCGAAACGUCUCCGACCCCGCACGGGAUUUCAUCAAACGCUGCCUGACCGUCGAUCCACGAGCACGCAUGACUGCGCAUCAAGCCCUACAACACCCGUGGAUAAAGCCAGAUGACCCAGCGAGCCCUGUAAAAGUUGGCGAAGGCCAAGAUCUACUGCCCAUAGUCAAGAAGAACUUCAAUGCCAGAAGGACUCUGCACAAGGCCAUUGACACAGUCCGCGCAAUCAACAAACUGCGAGAAGGCGGAGGGUUAAUGGCUGCCGGACACAUGGAUGGUGCAAUGAGCGUAGAUCCGAAGCCGAAGCCUGAAAUGGUCAAUGGGAGUAAAGUCCUCAAUGACCAGGGCCAGCAGAUUCAAGGAGAAGAAGCGCACGGUGGCCGCGAUGGGCCAGCAGAAGGCGCACAGCAAGCAGACCAUGAUCCCGAUGCCAUGGAAAUCGACUCCCGAGGAAACGCCCGUGGCCAGACUGAUGAUCAGAUUCGCCGACAGGAGCAGCGCAUCCUUGAAACUGUCAGUAACUUCUAUCGCAAGAAGGAGUAA
Molecule: messenger RNA, 1116 nt
Organism: Exophiala aquamarina CBS 119918
Lineage: Eukaryota; Fungi; Ascomycota; Eurotiomycetes; Chaetothyriales; Herpotrichiellaceae
Product: CAMK/CAMK1 protein kinase
Exons: 4
Coding region: 1-1116 (371 amino acids)
Biological process (GO): cellular response to oxidative stress; protein phosphorylation
Molecular function (GO): calcium/calmodulin-dependent protein kinase activity; calmodulin binding; ATP binding
Source: RefSeq, a predicted model, not a curated record